AUGGUCGUCCCUGGGCUUCUGGAGACAAUGUCUCCAAGAGGAGACGUCCGCAAGGCGAAGAAGGACUGGGCCUCGCCUUUGGAGUACAUCGUGGAGAAGAUGGGCGCCGAGAACCUGAGGAUGACGCAGGGUCGCUUGCUGGCAGCUCUGGUGUGGAGCUUUGUUCUGGGCUGCACCGUCUACCGCCGCUUCGACCUGCCCCAGCUCCGCUGGGUGUUGAUGCUGCACCAUCUGCUGGCGGCCCUUGGGUUGGACGAGGCUCUGCUCAUGUCCUUCUCCGCGCAGGAGCCCUUCGCGCUUCGACUCCUCCGCCCAGGUGCCGUGGUGACUCCCUGGGCGCCUUCGUUCUUGCCAAAGCAGCAGAGCGUUUUUGGAGCGACCGCUUACGCCUCCUUCGUGAUCCUCGCCAUCUACCAGCUGAUCCUGUAUCGCGUCAGCGACCAGGAUGUUUCCGUCUUCCUGGCUCUCUUCCUGCUCGCCUGCAUCUUUGAUCGGGGCCUCUUCCAUUCUACUCGCCCCUCCGACAUCCUCAAGUUCCUGGCCGCCACGCUGCUCCAGGAGCCGGCAUUGAAUGUCUACACCCUGUUGGCUUGUCUGUACUUCUGGUCCGGCCUGUACAAGCUCCGUGGCUUCUUCCAUGGCUUCAUGUUCCAAUACCAGUUCCUCAACUUCUCAGCCAUCUCCUGGUAUUUCCGCCACCUGUACCUCACAGAGGAGUACCUUCCACGCCCUGCAGUUUGUGCAUUCGGGGCGGCCGGGACUUGGAUCGAGAUGUUGGCCGGGCUCGGGAUGAUCCUGGGGGCGCUCCCCGGAUCGUCGGAGUGGUUCAUCCUCCUGGCCUUGGCGAUGCACGUCUUCAUCUUCUUCUUCGGCAUGGGCCCCUUCCGGUGGAAUGUGAUGACCAUGUACAUGUUGGUCUGCUCCGCGAAGCUCUGCCUGGAGCAGGGCUUCUCCGGCCGGUCGCUGUGGAAGGAUCCCGGGAGCUCGGGGCUCUACCUCUUCAUUUUUGGUGUGGGGAUCCCCUUCAUCGGUACUUUGGACCCCGAGACCCUCGGCCGCUACUUCGGGGGCUACCGCAUGGCAACCUUCCACUUCGCGGGCAACGAGACCUACCGGGCUCUCCUUGUGAAGAAGGCAGCGGUGGUGGCUGAAGAGGGCCCGCUGGGGCAGCUCCUGCGAGACCGGGCCAGAGGCUACGAACGCCUGACGCAGGAUGAAGACAUGUUCACGGCGCUGCUCUACGCGGAUGGGCUGAACGUGGAGGGCUCCCUGAGACGGGGCUUCCAGGCACCGUCAGGGCUCACAGACUUUGACGAGUUCGAUCGCACGUAUAUGUUUGUACCGAUUACAUGGCUGAACUGCCGUGGACCUUUGCUCAAUACGAAAUGGGACGAGAGCCUCCCCGUGACGGAGCGCUUUGUGGAGUUGGUUUGUGAGACCUUGGCGUCUUCCGACGAGCCAAGGCUGGCGCCAGGGACGGCCCUCCAGUUUGUGGCGCACGUGGUCCCGUGGUUGGGCGGCCGGAGGAAGCGCUUAGAGCUCUUCGACCUCACGGCCUCGAAAUGGUCCGCAAGCCGCUGGGCGGAACACGUUGAGCUGCCUUGGCUGCCCCACAUGCUUCGGAGCAUGGCCCAAAGUGGCUUGCAGAGCAUGUUGCUGUGA
This is a messenger RNA of Symbiodinium necroappetens, 1662 nucleotides long. NCBI's taxonomy places the organism in Eukaryota, Dinophyceae, Suessiales, Symbiodiniaceae. The record is from the annotation of a GenBank genome assembly.